AUGUCCGAACCCACCGAGACUUCCGAUCCCUUGAAGGUAUCUCGAUUUACCUAUCGACAAUUGCAGGGGUUGCGACAGGGAUCCACAGCAACCCCUCUACGCGUGAUUGCGCAUAUCGACCUGGAUGCUUUCUACGCGCAAUGCGAGAUGGUCCGUCUAGGGACUUCACGGGAGAUACCACUAGCAGUACGGCAAUGGGACUCUUUGAUUGCCAUCAAUUAUGCCGCACGAGCUUUUGGGGUCAGUCGAUUGAUCAAUGUUGCGGAGGCCAGGAAACUUUGUCCAGAUCUCGUUCUACAGCAUGUCGCGACUUUUCGAGAGGGAGAGGGAGGUCGGUGGGCAUAUCGAGAUGACUCAUUCAGAAAUAUCAGCACGGAUAAAGUGUCUCUGGAUCCGUAUCGAGCACAAUCGCGAAGGAUCCUUCAGACGAUGAAGGAGGCUCUGGCCACAUGGAAUGCCGAUGGCGUGGGAGUUGAAACUCAGAAUCCGAAGCAAGAGCUCUCGGCUGUGGUGGAGAAAGCCAGUAUUGAUGAAGUGUUCAUUGAUUUGUCUCCAUUGAUAUAUAGGGCGCUUCUUCAGAGAUAUCCAGAACUUCGGAUGGGAAUACCGAAUGAAAACAGAGAUGCGGAAUUGCCUGUACCGCCGACCACAGCCUUGCAGUGGAACACGGACUGCUUAGUGGACCUGGAUAAACAUGAAACAGAGGAAGAUGAUCCGGACUGGGAUGACGUUGUCAUGCUGAUAGGAUCCGAGAUUGUACGAUCGGUGCGGAGUGCGGUUUGGGAAAAGCUCAGCUACACCUGUUCAGCUGGGCUUGGCCGCAACAAAAUGAUUGCAAAACUAGGAAGUGCUUGCAAUAAGCCCAACCUACAAACCGUUGUACGGAAUCGAGCGGUGCAGAAUUUCCUAGGUGGUUAUAAAUUCACUCAGAUCAGAAUGCUAGGUGGUAAACUCGGCGAUCAGAUAACUGCCGCCUUUGGGACAGAAAAAGUCAGCGAGCUUCUUAAUGCACCGCUCGAGCAAUUGCGCACCAAGCUGGCUGACCAAACGGCAACAUGGCUUUACGGGAUCAUCCGUGGCGAGGACCGCAGUGAGGUCAAUCCCCGAACCCAAAUUAAAUCUAUGCUAUCCGCGAAAUCUUUCAGACCGAGCAUAAACUCACUUGAUCAAGCCGAGAAGUGGCUUCGUAUCUUCGCAGCCGAUAUUUAUGGCCGGCUUGUGGAAGACGGCGUGCUUGAAAACAGACGUCGUCCAAAGGUGAUUACGAUGCACCAUCGAACUGCGCAAUCUCGUUCUCGACAGAUACCAAUUGCAAGCUCUAGCGCAAUUGACGAGAAUCUUCUCUACGAUCUGGCCAACAGUUUGCUUCGUCAAGUUGUGGCUGACGGACAGGCGUGGCCCUGUUCCAACCUGUCGUUAAGCGUGUCAAGCUUUGAAGACGGCGUGAGCAACAACAAGGCUAUUGAGGGCUUUUUGAUUCGCGGUGAUCAAGCAAAAGCUCUGAGUCAUUCUUCAAGACCUCGAGAUAUCGAUAAUUCCCCCAGUGAACUACCUUCAACCGAGAAAAGACGAAAGCUCGACGGAGACGGGGGUAAGAGUAAAAUUUUCUUUGGAAAUUCAUCACACCUUGAAAAUACUGUCGCUGAUGAGCCCGACAGCCCCCAAGAAGCUGUUGGAAUGAAUUCCGGAUUGAGCGUAAUUCCCCAGUUUGUGUGUCCACGGUGCUCUAAGUCGGUGUUCGAGCAUGGAAAGGAAGAACAUGAUGAUUGGCACUUUGCCAAGGACCUUGCAAGCCAGGACAGAGAGGAGGCUAAGGUUUCACAGCCGCCACUGCUUACGAAAAAUAGUGCACGCGGUACAACUGCUCGUGGGAGAGGGGGGCGAGGUGGAGGAAGUCGGGGUAAGCCUGAAAAGGGACAGAUGCGACUUGCUUUCCAGUAA
Penicillium digitatum Pd1 is the source of this 1941-nucleotide messenger RNA. NCBI's taxonomy places the organism in Eukaryota, Fungi, Ascomycota, Eurotiomycetes, Eurotiales, Aspergillaceae. The record is from RefSeq and is a predicted model, not a curated record.